AUUACUCCGAAUUGGGAGAACUUCCCCCGAGGUCCCCGUUGGAACCGGUGUGUGAAGAUGGCCCCUUUGGGCCAGUGAAGGAAGAAAGGAAGCGAACGCCCCGGGAGCUUCGGGAGCUGUGGAAGAAAGCCAUUAUCCAGCAGAUACUGCUCCUCAGAAUGGAGAAGGAAAACCAGAAGCUACAAGCUUCAGAAAACAAUUUGCAGAACAGACGUUUGAAACUCGACUACGAAGAAAUCACACCGUGCUUAAAAGAUGUGACUUUGAUUUGGGAAAAAAUGUUGAGUACACCUGGAAGGUCAAAGAUUAAAUUUGAUGCAGAAAAAAUACACUCCGCUGUUGGGCAAGGGGUCCCACGUCACCACCGCGGGGAGAUCUGGAAGUUUCUGGCAGAGCAAUACCAUCUUAAACACCAGUUUCCCAGCAAACAGCAACCAAAGGACACGCCUUACAAAGAGCUCCUAAAACAACUCACUUCCCAGCAACAUGCCAUCCUUAUUGACCUCG
Messenger RNA from Calidris pugnax (ruff), 507 nucleotides. RefSeq names its product TBC1 domain family member 1-like. NCBI's taxonomy places the organism in Eukaryota, Metazoa, Chordata, Aves, Charadriiformes, Scolopacidae. The annotation marks the transcript as partial. The transcript is spliced from 3 exons. The record is from RefSeq and is a predicted model, not a curated record.